GGCGUACCGUCGCCUCGCUUCCCAGCCCCUUCGCCUCCAACGCGCGUCGCCGCCGCCGCCGUUUCCAGCCCUGCUAUCUCGGCGAUUGGUUUUUGGGGGUACGAGUUUUCGUCACCGGUUAAACACCACUGGCCUCCACAAAAUUUUGGUCGGCGCACCAUCUAGAUCCGCCCCUCAGGGAGCAAGGGUUCCGGAGAAUCGAAUUGUGGAGUCCAGCAGCCAGGCGCCGGUGAAGACAAGGACUCGGUCUGCUUCUCUUGUCUUGGGGCAGCGUCGAUGUGUUAGUGUGUAGGCUCAGAUUGAUUCUCUUUUCAUCCUGUAUUUUUUUUUUUUUGGUUUUGUUCUGAACUCCACCCUGUAAGCUGGUCUCCCCAGCACCCCACUUUGCUUUAUAUAAAGGCUUGUUCAAUCGACCUUUCGUCGAAAAUAAUAUUAAAAAAUAUAAAAAAUAAUUGAGGAGCCAUGAUUGCGAAGAGCAAUGCUGGUUAUCUUGGCGUCUCCGAGCCUAUCUCGCUAAGCGGGCCGGCCGAGAAGGAUCUCAUUCAGACGGCUGAGGUCGAAAAGUUCCUUGCUGACGCGAGCCUGUAUGAGAGUCAAGACCAGGCCGUCUCGCGAGAAGAGGUCUUAGGCAAACUAGACCAGACUGUGAAAGCUUGGAUUAAGAAGGCUACUAGGGUGAGCGGUUACGGCGAGCAGUUUGUGCAAGAAGCAAAUGCCAAGAUCUUCACAUUCGGUUCAUACCGCCUUGGGGUGCACGGCCCUGGCGCUGAUAUUGAUACACUAUGCGUUGGUCCAAGACAUGCAACUCGAAAUGACUACUUCUUCCGGUGUCUUCACGAUAUGCUAGCUGAGAUGCCAGAAGUUUCUGAGUUACAUCCGGUACCAGAUGCUCAUGUGCCUGUUCUGGGGUUCAAACUUUGUGGGGUGUCCAUUGAUCUUUUAUAUGCAAACCUUGCACAUGUGGUGAUUCCUGAUGAUCUUGAUCUUUCUCAGGACUCCAUACUGCACAAUGUUGACGAACAGGCUGUCCGUAGUUUAAAUGGGUGUCGAGUUACUGAUCAGAUCCUACGAUUGGUCCCGAACAUUCCGAGUUUCCGCACAACCUUAAGGUUCAUGAGGUACUGGGGAAAGCGUCGUGGGGUGUACUCAAAUGUUAUAGGAUUUUUGGGUGGCAUAAAUUGGGCAAUUCUUGUUGCUCGAAUAUGUCAAUUGUACCCAAAUGCAUCGCCCAGCAUGUUGAUAUCUCGGUUUUUCAGAGUCUUCAGCCAGUGGAAGUGGCCCAACCCUGUUAUACUUUGCCAUAUUGAGGAGGGUCCUCUUGGCCUCCCUGUUUGGGAUCCAAGAAGAAACUUUAGAGAUAGGGGCCAUCAGAUGCCUAUAAUUACACCCGCAUAUCCUUGUAUGAAUUCUAGCUAUAACGUAUCUAGUAGUACUAAGUAUGUGAUGAUCCAAGAAUUCACGCGAGGAUUUGAGAUCUGCCAGGCAAUAGAUGAAAAUAGAGCAACCUGGGAUGAUCUAUUCGAGCCAUAUCCUUUUUUCGAAUUAUAUAGAAAUUAUUUAGAGAUUGGUAUCACAGCGAGAAAUGAAGAUGACCUCAGGAAUUGGAAAGGCUGGGUAGAGUCUCGUCUUCGCCAACUUGUACUGAAGUUUGAGCGAUAUACACAUGAGAUGCUCCUUGCGCAUCCUCAUCCCAGAGAUUUCUCAGAUGGAUCCAGGCCGUUGCAUAGCUUUUAUUUUAUGGGUCUUUGGAGAAAACAAACUGCCCAACCUCAAGAAGCUGAGCAAUUUGACAUCAGAGGAAUCGUAAAUGAGUUUAAGAUUUCAGUUCUUGCUUAUGUACAUCGGAGAGAAGGAAUGGAUAUUGAAGUCUCCCAUGUAAAAAGAAAAGAUAUCCCCUUGUUUGUUUUUCCUGGUGGGAUACGUCCUCCACGGUCUUCCAGAACAGCAGGCAGGAACAGCGGUGCUGUUUCUAGGAAUGAUGUUACACCUGAUCGUCAUGUUGGAAAUCCAUUGGAGACUGAGAGUUGGAGUGAUCCUCAGUCUGCUCAAGAUGGUUCUGGUGGCUAUCAAAGUACUUCGUUGUUGCCCUCUAAUUUAUCAAGUAGAGAAACCCAAAAUAUUUUGAACGGGCAUUUGAAUCUCCACACAGAAACUGUUGAGCAUGAACAUCCAGGGCGUUUUCUUGGAAGUCCACCUGCUCCUGGGGAUAAUGCUGUGGUGGAUGUGGUUACACAACCUAACAACAUGCCAUCUACUUCAAGCAAUGGUGGUCCAACAAAUGGGUUGGGCAUUUGUUUCAACAGUACACAAAAGGAAUCUGAGGGGAUUCGUGUAAAUAAUCUUGUGAGUUCCCCUCCUGCUCCAGUUGAUGAGCUGGUAUCGUAUCAAGCUAAGCCUGACAAUAAACAUGGACCUCCUCAUGGAUCAUCUUUGGAAGGAUGCUCUGAAAGGAUCCUGGGGCAAGCAUGCAACCUGAGCUCCAAUGGUAAUAAUCAUUUGAAGCGCAAGGCUGAGGACGAGCUGGAGCCACUUGAGCUUGCUUGCCCGUCAGUUCGCGCUACUCCUGCAUCGACUGUCCAAAGAAAGCCCCUCAGGCUUCGAUUGUCAACUUUGCCACAACCAAAACAAGCUGAAUGAAGCCCCCGAAUCCAAUACCAGGCCAAGAAGUGAAGAUACAGAGGAGGAUCGAACAACAAGAUCUUUCGUUUUCUCAUUUUAUCAUGUUCAAAAUGUAAACAUGCCGAAUUGUGUACUGCAGAGAAAGUUAAAAGGAAAAUGAUGUAAUGUUGAGACAUUUUUACCCGUGGCACUUGCAUCUGCUAGCUCGAAAUCUUCUCUUGUUUGACUGUUACUCUCUGUAAUAACAUAUGUUUGGCAAAUAUUAUAUUGUUUGGCAAUAAAUGCCAGCCUUGUGUAUAAA
Molecule: messenger RNA, 2920 nt
Organism: Lolium rigidum
Lineage: Eukaryota; Viridiplantae; Streptophyta; Magnoliopsida; Poales; Poaceae
Product: nuclear poly(A) polymerase 1-like
Exons: 12
Coding region: 463-2637 (724 amino acids)
Cellular component (GO): nucleus
Molecular function (GO): RNA binding; poly(A) RNA polymerase activity
Source: RefSeq, a predicted model, not a curated record